CUGGAUUUCCUUCAACAACAAACACUGAAGGGGGUCAAAUUGACCCGGUUUGUGUUUAUAUAUUUAGUUUGGGAUCUGAUAACAUGUGACACAAACAACAUCAUAGAGUCGGAAAUGUGAAACAGGAAUCACACCGUUUUCUUUGAGAUAAGGCCAGCUCAUAUACCUGAGACGGUGAGUCCAACAAACACACACAGUGAGUGGAGUAGGGUCCCUUUCCGAGAACAGAGGAGGGAGAGGCACAGAGCUCCUCCCUGAGAGUGUGUAAAAACAUUCCUGCGAAGCGAGAGUAGCCAAAGAAUGGGAAACCCUCACAGCGGCCUCAUACUCUAUCGUUUCACCUUUUUACACAGCCCGUUUAUUACCACCCACUGAAUCCUGGUGCUGGGGGGCGCACCACGAGCGGCUCAGUGAAACGUGUCAGAGAAGAGACCCGAGGAAUCCUCCAAGACCUGGAAAGACAAAGAAAACUCAGAUGUUUCAUUGAUCGUCUCACAAUGAAGCCGCUGUUUGUCCUCCUCAUUUUCACUUCCUGGACUUUAAUUGGGGCCCAGAAUUACUACCAGGAACUGAUGGAUUACCUGGAGAACAGAUUGUUGGCUAUUGAGGACCGCAUGCAGCUCUGGCAUGAACAGUCCCGUCAGUACCACACAGAGAUGCUAAAUUUCAAGAAGUUGACAUCUGAAGCAGUGAAUGUGCAAAGGAAUCAUCACAGCAAGAUGCUCAAAGAAAUGGAAGCAGCGUCUGUUCAAGCGGACCGGCUGGAGCGAGAGAUGGACUAUGUGGAGACUCAGAACUCUCCACGGGCUUGUGCGAGCAAAGCUGAGAAGGUGGUGGAGCGGGCGGCCUGGGGACUGCAGGAGCGAGAUGAAGCAGAUGACUGGGAGGAGCUGCAGUCCCGAGUCUCUGAUUGUAUUGAAAUCAUCUCUGGCAUCAGAUCAGUGAAGAUCCUGAAGAGAGUGGGCGGUGCCAAGGGGAUGUGGACAAGAGACCCCAAGUCCUCCAAGGUUUAUGUCUUCAAUGGCACGUCAGGAGACACCAUCUACCAGUUCGACUCCGUACCUGAUUUUUCCAGAUCCCAAGGCACGAUGAACAGCAGAACCAUCAAGCUUCCCUUGAAGUGGAGCGGCCCUGGAGCUGCUGUUUAUAAUGGCUACUUGUACUACAUGAAGGGAGAGGCUGGUGCAGACAUACAGGUGGUCAAAUACGACCUAGUGAGUGGCUUUGUCACUGAAACUGCCAUGUUCCCUAUGGAGAGCCACUCUAGUGUCUACAAACUCAACCCAGAGACGGUCGCAGACCUUGCAGCGGACGAUGAGGGUUUGUGGCUUCUCUACUCCCCCAGUGACAGUGAACCAAACAUUAACCUCGCCAAAAUGGACGCUAUCACACUUGAUAUAGAACAAAUCUGGGACACCCGCUGCCCACGGGAAAACGCAGAAGCAGCCUUUGUAGUCUGUGGGACUGUCUAUGUUGUUUACAACACCCGUCUGGCCAGCCGAUCUCGAGUCCAGUGUGUGUUUGACGUCAAUGACAAGAUGAUCAGUGAGGAGGCUCCUCUUCUGUACUUUCCCAGGAGGUACGGAGCUCACGCUAGUCUGAAAUACAACCCUGAGGAGAAGCAGCUUUAUGGCUGGGAUGAUGGCUACCAAAUUAUUUACAGGUUCACUAUGAAGAGGAAAGUUUUGGCUUGACAGCAGAGAGGUGGUGUCAUGGAUUUAAAAUAUCAGUGUGUACUUUAUCCAAACAGUUAAAUUAAAGUAGUUGAUUACUCAUUUAAUCAACACAUUUGCAGUGGUCUGUAGAAUGAAUGAAGGCCUUGCAGGCAGCGAUCAGGGCAAAGAAAGGCCCACAAACCCCUGGCUCAGCAGACUGUCUGCGACAUCACAGCUGAGCUUCAGAUGACAGAGCUUGGAGUCUUAUUUGCUGAUAUGUGGACCUUUCGAACCGGUUAAAAGCAACACGGAUGGUUUAUCUCCACAAAUAACACAAGCCAGGAGGAAUUCUGCUGUAAGGUGAAGUUGCUAUGCUAACAGUUAGCUUAAACUAGCCGAGAUGUCCACUGCUGAUUACCGGACGCCAAACCAACAACAGCCUUCCUUAUUGUUCAUGAGUCCAUGAAUGCCGAUUGACAGUGUGACGUAGAUCUGUGAGGAUUUUGAAAUCCUAGCAUUUCAUCAUCUACUUUCUAUCAGAAGCCAAUGCAGGAGAUCGGUGUAGAAGACUAUUUUCAUGUUCAGCCUGUGUGGAAAAACUCAGAAUGAGCGGUUUUCAAUCUGAAAAAAAAAAUUAAAACAUUUAAAUAAAUGUUUUUUCAGUCAAUCACACCUUUAAACGCAAUAAUGAAUGAACAUUUAAAAAAUAGUCUUCAUGUCAUGAAAAAAUUUUGAAUUAAAUAUUUAAACUUGUUUUAUGUUGGUCUUCGCUGAGAGAAUCAGCCAUGUUGGGGGCAUACUAUAUGACAAGGUGUUUUCUUGACAUAAACAACCACUAACACGUUUUUGUACAGGAAGCUUGUUUUCCCCCCGCAGGGAACACUUUCAUCCCAUGUAAUAUGUAGGGUUCAGUAUUGGACUGUAUGAUAACUGUGUGUCUUUUUAGGCUCUGAAAAGUACGUCUGAGUUUACAAGUAUAAGAUUUAUGGUCUGAAUUUUCUAAAUGUUGAGUUAGAAACAUGUCAAAUGAUCAUCUGAGCUAGAAAGAGAAGUAACUUCUUUUUUUUAAAUUAAAAGUAACUUUUACUAGAGGUCUGUACUGUAACGAUGGUUUGCUGUCUCUAGAGUCUUUUUCAUUUACAUGUCUGGUGUUGGAGAACCAGAAUAUUCUGAUUAAAAUUACCUGGAUGAAUCGUAAAAUGCUAACAGUACAAAGUAAACUUGGUAAAAAAGAA
Molecule: messenger RNA, 2890 nt
Organism: Nothobranchius furzeri (turquoise killifish)
Lineage: Eukaryota; Metazoa; Chordata; Actinopteri; Cyprinodontiformes; Nothobranchiidae
Gene: olfml3a
Product: olfactomedin-like 3a
Biological process (GO): signal transduction
Molecular function (GO): protein binding
Source: RefSeq, a predicted model, not a curated record